Sclerotinia sclerotiorum 1980 UF-70 is the source of this 1014-nucleotide messenger RNA. RefSeq lists its product as hypothetical. The transcript has 3 exons. Gene Ontology annotation, molecular function: oxidoreductase activity. The record is from RefSeq and is a predicted model, not a curated record. Lineage: Eukaryota; Fungi; Ascomycota; Leotiomycetes; Helotiales; Sclerotiniaceae. The coding region runs from base 1 to 1014 and encodes 337 amino acids. Gene Ontology annotation, biological process: lipid metabolic process.
AUGGCCUCUACUACUGCUCUACCAAAGCCUACCGUCCUUCAAAGGACGUCUCCUUCGUCUACCUCUUUGUCGUCCAUGUCAUCCCUAGGCGAUGAGAUCAAUAAGACCAAGGCAACUGGAUACGGCAAGCUCAUCGAUACUUACGGAAAUGAAUUCGAACUUCCAGAUUAUACUGUCAAUGAUAUCCGAAACGCAAUUCCUAAGCAUUGUUACGAGCGCUCUGGAGCACGAGGUCUGGCUUAUGUGGCUCGUGAUAUUGCCAGCUUGGCAACUACCUUCUUCCUUUUCAACAAAUACCUCACACCAGAAAAUGUUCCCUCGACCCCAGUUCGCGCUGUGUUGUGGGCUCUAUACACCAUCGUUCAGGGCUUAUUUGGCACUGGUCUCUGGGUCUUGGCUCAUGAAUGUGGCCACCAAUCUUUCUCACCUUCAAAGGUUUUGAACGACACAACUGGAUGGAUAUGUCACUCUGCUCUCCUUGUCCCAUAUUUCUCAUGGAAGAUCUCCCACGGCAAGCACCACAAGGCAACUGGCAACAUGGAGCGUGAUAUGGUUUUCGUUCCCAAGACUCGUCAAGAUUAUGCUAACCGCCUCGGAAAAUUCGUUCACGAACUUCACGAGCUCACCGAAGAAACUCCAAUUGCGACUCUCAUCCACUCCAUCGGCCAACAACUUUUUCGGCUGGCCUCUUUAUUUGUUCAUGAACGUCACCGGCCACAACUAUCACGAGGUCACUUCAACCCAUCCAGCCCUCUUUAUGAAGCCAAGGAUGCCAAAUUGAUUUUGUUGAGUGAUCUCGGUAUCGCCAUCACCGUCGCUGCUCUAGGUCAUGCUCACCAAGACUUACGGUUUUCUACAACAUGGCUGUUUGGUACUUUCGCUCCAUACCUCUGGGGUAACCACUGGGCUCGGUUGCUAUUACCUUUCCUUCAACACACGAACCCCAAACCAUCCUCACCUACUCAGGGCGAGAGUUUGGGAACUACCGUCCUGGGAGCCUGUCUGCACCCAUGA